Molecule: messenger RNA, 356 nt
Organism: Staurois parvus
Lineage: Eukaryota; Metazoa; Chordata; Amphibia; Anura; Ranidae
Source: the annotation of a GenBank genome assembly
CACUGAUCACAGAAAGAGCCGAAGAUGACGGCUCGGUCAUGUGAUCAGCUGUGUCCAAUCACAGCUGAUCACAUGGCACUGAUGAUUAGUGUGCCCUGAUGAUCACUGUAGCCCCAGCAGUGCCAUCUGUCAGUGUCCAUCAGUGCCUACCAGUGCACAUCAAUGCCACAUAUCAGUGCCCAUCUGAGCUGCCUUUCAGUGUCACCAAUCAGUGCACAUCAGUGCCGCCUAUCAGUGCACAUCAGUGCCACCUGUCAGUGCCGCCUAUCAGUGCCAUGUAUCAGUGCUGCCUUUCAGUGCCCAUCAGUGAUGCCUGUCAAUGCCCAUCAGUGCCACCUACCAGUGCCCAUCAGUGC